This is a messenger RNA of Oryza brachyantha (malo sina), 833 nucleotides long. Its product is annotated as germin-like protein 11-1. The record is from RefSeq and is a predicted model, not a curated record. Gene Ontology annotation, molecular function: manganese ion binding. Lineage: Eukaryota; Viridiplantae; Streptophyta; Magnoliopsida; Poales; Poaceae. The coding region runs from base 9 to 692 and encodes 227 amino acids. Gene Ontology annotation, cellular component: cell wall. The transcript has a single exon.
UUAACCCCAUGUUCAUCAUGCUUCACUGUCUUUGUGUCCAACAAUUCCAAGAUAUGAAGCUCUCCACUGUCCUAUGUUCACACAUUCUUCUCCUUGGUCUCUUUACUCCCAAAAUCCUAUCAGAUAGCCCUCCUCUUCAGGAUGUAUGCCCUAUGGCACCCCAGGGUGAAAGGAAGCUAUUCAUGAAUGGUUUCCUCUGCAAGAGCCCAAGCACCAUACUGGCCUCUGACUUCAAGACAUUGCUGCUCAACCAUGCUGGAGACCUGGAAAACAUGGCCCGGUCAUCGGUGAACAUCGUCACCGCCACCGAGUUCCCUGGCCUGAACACCCUUGGCUUGUCAAUGGCGAGGGCCGACAUCGCGCCCAGCGGUGCGGUCCUUCCCCACUCUCACCCAAGAGCAUCAGAGAUGAUGUUUGUUCACAGUGGAAGUGUGGUGGCAGGGUUCUUUGACACCAGGGGAAAGCUGUUUCAGAAGACUCUUGCUGAGGGGGAUGUGUUCAUCUUCCCUAGAGGCUUGGUUCAUUUCAUCAUGAACUAUGGUUUCAGCCUCGCGACAACUUUCUCGGUGCUCAACAGUCAGAACCCGGGUGUGGUUGGCAUCGCCCAUGCAAUGUUUGCGCCAGAUUCAGAGGUAGCGGAAGGGCUGAUGACCAGAAUGUUGAGUUUCAGAGACAUGGGGAUGGAUGGAUGAUAACAGCACUGUCAAUUCACCAUGGUUUUACUGAUGAUGGGGUUUAUUCAAGAUCGUAGAUACAUACAGAUGAUGUUUUUUAUUCCAUCCGUUCUAUAUUAUAAGACUUUCUAGGUUUGCUUAGAUUUAUCUAUGUAUCAA